UUUUUUUGUCAGCCAUAAACCAGUUAAUAAUAGUUACUGCCAUAGUCGUUACGCAGAGUCCAAACAUGUUAUUGUUCUUGAUUAUAAGCUUCAUCUUUGUUCCCAACUGACUUCCAGAGACUCGCCACUACCUGAUUAUGUCACCAAAACCGUUCUGCUGUCAACACUGUUAACAACAACAAUGUUAUUUGUGUUCAUCGCUGGGCUGUGGUUUAUUAAAUGGUGGCGUCGGGAACGGGAAGUUAAUCUCAUGCCAUGGAAAAUUGCAUAUGCCGACCUGGACUUUAACUUCAGAGAAAAACAAUUUAAAUCAAAGGCAAAUUUUCAGGGUAUUUCGACAUCACAUGUUUCUGGCAGUCACGAAAGCGUUGGGAGUCGCAGUUCUAUGCUCGGAUCAUGCAGAUCGAUAACAAAUGGCGCCGUAUUCAACCGGGACGCCAGCUUAGCGAUGUAUAAAAACUCAGUUGUGGUGGUUAAACGUAUAAUGAAAAGUAGAAUAAAUCUCAACAGAAAUCUGCUGCUGCAUAUGAGAGAGUUAUUUUGCAUUAAACAUGCGAACCUAGCGACAUUUAUUGGGAUGUGUACGGAGAUCGAUAAGAUAUCUGUCGUGUGGGGAUUCUCUUCCAAGGGUAGUCUUCAGGAUGUAAUCGACAACUGCAAUAUGAAGAUGGACGGUGCCUUUCAGUUUCCAAUUGCCAUCGACAUAUGUAUGGGACUAGUGUAUCUCCAUGCAAGCGCUCUGAAACUCCACGGCAACUUGAAGAGCACCAACUGUGUUAUAGACAACCACUGGGUCUGUAAACUGACAGAUUUCGGGAUGCGUCCUAUAAGACAAGGUGAAUCUCAGAAGACCGAUGUUAAAGAAGAUGAUGUGUAUUCAGACUUGUUCUGGAUGGCUCCGGAACGUCUUCGUGAUCACCUAGCAACGAGCACCUCACGCCCUACCCAGCAGAGUGACAUCUUCGCCCUUGGCGUCAUCUUGAAGGAACUACUUUCUCUCAGAAGGCCGUACGCUAAUGAAUCAACUUUCACUCCGAAAGAAAUAGUGCAGGCUGUAGCACACCCUGUUGACAAGUUGAUGCGCCCAGUGAUCCAAGACAUCCACGAUGAAUAUUACUCCAUCCGCCUGUCUUUCAACAAACUGAUCCACCUCUGCUGGGCUGAGGAUCCAGAACAGAGACCGACAGCCAAGAUAGUUCUCAAAAAUAUCAAGCGGUUCAGCCCUUACAGGACAUCAUCGGUGAUGGACAACAUGUUAAUGAUGAUGGAGCGCUACUCGAACCGACUGGAGGAAAUCGUGGCGGAGCGGACGGCACAGCUGGAGGACGAGAAGAGGAAAACGGAUCAACUUCUCUACAAAAUGUUACCAAAGACAGUAGCCGACGAGUUGAAGCUGGGAAACCCUGUGCCGGCUGAAUACUACGAUUCAGUGACCAUCUUCUUCUCUGACAUAGUCGGAUUCACCAGUCUGGCAGCAGAAAGCACGCCUUUGGAGAUUGUCGAUUUUCUGAAUUCACUGUAUUCCAGUUUCGAUGACAUAAUCCAGCGAUUUCAGGUUUAUAAGGUGGAGACGAUUGGUGACGCAUACAUGGUGGCGAGUGGACUUCCGGUACGCAAUGGCAACAGACAUGUGACGGAAAUGGCCGAUGUGUCACUUUCACUUUUACAGUGUGUGCAGGAAUUUGCAAUUCCACACAGACCAGAUAGACAACUACAAAUUAGAGCAGGUCUACACACGGGCCCUGUAGUAGCCGGUGUUGUCGGACUGACGAUGCCAAGGUACUGUCUGUUUGGAGAUACCGUAAACACGGCUUCAAGGAUGGAAUCCAAUGGAAAACCUUUGCUUAUCCAAAUCAGCCCCACAACUCGGAAUGUUCUAAAGCUGCAUGCACAAUACAAGAUACAGUACAGAGGACAAGUGUUUAUCAAGGGAAAGGGUGUGAUGAAUACGUUCUGGCUUCAUGGGAAGGAAGGUUUGUUUGAAAUCCCUAAGGAAGUAAUUGAAGCGUACAAUAACGAAGAAAUGGAAAACAGACAGUCCACGAAUAUGCCUUCGAGUGACUGCUCACAAAGUGACAAUGGCGGUGUCGGGACUCAAACAGCUAAUUCUCAAACAGGAACUGAUUCAGCGAGUGCUUAGGAGGCUGCUGUACCAGAAUAGAAGAGGAAUGUGACAUAAUUAUAUGUAUAUAUAUAUAUAUAUAUAUAUAUAUAUAUGUAGUUCUCACACUAUUUGUCUAUGCGCCAAUAUGAUUAUAGCCUUAUGGUUAAAUGUAAUGACUUUACGGUCUUUACUGCAUAUGAGAUGUUUCUUUGAUUGUGUCUGUAUAACAGUUGUGCUGAUUUACUUCCAUAACAUAAUAAAAGAAACCUAUUUCUGUUCCAUGGGAACGGUUAUUAUCCAAGAGGGCUUUAUAGACGCUUCCCAACAAUCACGAUAGCAUAUAGCAGUCGUAGAUUCUUGAAGGAAUGGGCAACAUAACAAACAACGUGAUGCAGACAGCAUAGAUCUGGGUGUUAUGAUGCCCAGUACUACUAAGCAUUAUUCAGCACAGAUGAAAACUGAAAAUGGUCUGAUACGGUCAAGAUUGCAAACAGAAACUAGCCGCAUUAAGACGUCUCGUCCGCACAUUUAAAACCCGAUUCAAACUAACUGAAAAUCGGUUACAAACGGUUAAUAUUCAGGAUAUGUAAAACACCACUGGUGUUAAAAACACGCAUGCAGUAAUACUGAAUUUUUAAUAUAAAUGUAGUGUAUUACAUUAAAGUAAUGGAACUGUACACAUAAAACAGUAUAGUUUUGUGUAGGUGCUGCGAAAACAAAUCUGAAUUUCAUGUAUAUGCUGACAGGAAAAAAAUGAAUCAAGACACAGUUGUUACGGUUAUAUGGCGUCGGACAUGGUUAAGGACCACACAGAUAUUGAGGGAGGAAACCCGCUGCCGCAAGGGAACUUUUAUAUGCACCAUCCCAUAGACAGGAUAGCACAUGCCACGGCCUUUGAUGUACCAGUCAUGGUGCACUGGCUGGAGCGAGAAAUAGCCCAACGGGUAUCGAUCCCAAACCGAUCACGCAUCAAGCGAGCGCUUUACCACUGGGCUACGUCUCGCCCCAUUUGUUACGGAAGUAGUGGAUGAGAUAUUGAAACGAAAUAAUUGUCAAGCCAUCUGAUUUUUCUGCCUGUUGUUAGAAGAAUUUAAAAACAUCAAGUGUCCAACAGUACAGAACUGAUUGUAAUAAUUGAUUUCCAGAUUUGUUAAAAAUUAUAUUUUAGAAAAUACCACAUCAGAUGCGUCACCGGAGGAGGAGUUCUCAUGCCAUACAAAUAAAUUGAAUAUUUUUAA
Gigantopelta aegis is the source of this 3342-nucleotide messenger RNA. Its product is annotated as atrial natriuretic peptide receptor 1-like. The transcript has 16 exons. The record is from RefSeq and is a predicted model, not a curated record. Gene Ontology annotation, biological process: protein phosphorylation; cGMP biosynthetic process; receptor guanylyl cyclase signaling pathway. Lineage: Eukaryota; Metazoa; Mollusca; Gastropoda; Neomphalida; Peltospiridae. Bases 182 to 2140 code for a protein of 652 amino acids. Gene Ontology annotation, molecular function: peptide receptor activity; ATP binding; protein kinase activity.